Messenger RNA from Peromyscus californicus insignis, 1621 nucleotides. It is a transcript of the gene Tspan10, whose product is annotated as tetraspanin 10. NCBI's taxonomy places the organism in Eukaryota, Metazoa, Chordata, Mammalia, Rodentia, Cricetidae. The record is from RefSeq and is a predicted model, not a curated record. Gene Ontology annotation, cellular component: membrane. Bases 1 to 996 code for a protein of 331 amino acids. The transcript is spliced from 3 exons.
AUGGAAGACGGAGAACACAGCCCCUUGCUAUCUCAGGGUACUGCUGGUCAAGUGCAGCCACUCACCAGGAACAGUCCACCUACUUCAAACAUCCCAGGUCCAGCACUCUGGGAGGAUCAGGUAGGGGCCUGGGGCUGCAGAUGCUGUCCUGGGGCAAAGCACCAGGCCUGGAGGGAAGGCCAGGCCUCCUCUCUCCCACUUUCCACAGGAAGUAGCUGUGUCAAGUAUCUGACUUUCCUCUCCAACUUCCUCUUCUCCCUGCUGGCCCUGUUGGCCCUGGCAGCAGGGCUCUGGGGCCUGACUGUCAAAAGGUCUCCAGAGGGUGGCUGGGGUGGAGCCCUGCCGACGGACCCCAUGUUGGGGCUGCUGCUGGGAGGCCUGCUGGUCAGUGUGGUAACCCUGUCUGGAUGUCUGGGUGCUCUCUGCGAGAACAGCUGCCUACUGCGCUUCUACUGUGGAGCUGUCCUUACCUGCCUGGCCCUGGAAGCCCUGGCAGGGGCUUUGGUGGUGGCCCUCUGGGGCCCACUGCAGGAUGGCCUCAAGUAUACCCUACAUGUGGCCAUCAUCCAAUACCGGGAUGAUCCAGACCUACGCUUCCUCCUCGACCGAGUCCAGCUGGGGCUGCAAUGCUGUGGGGCAGUUUCCUACCAGGAUUGGCAACAGAACCUGUACUUUAACUGCAGCUCUCCCGGGGUACAAGCCUGCAGCCUUCCUGCCUCCUGCUGCAUCAACCCCCAGGAAGAGGGAGCUUUGGUGAACACUCAGUGUGGCUUUGGGGUGUUGCACCUGGACCGGGAUGCAGCUGGACAAGUAGUAUACCUGCAGGGCUGCUGGCCUGUGCUGCAGCAGUGGCUGCGAGGGAACAUGCGGGCCAUAGGCAGCUGUGCCAUCACUGUUGUUGUGAUCCAAGGGACUGAACUCCUGUUGGCUGCCUGCCUGCUGAGGGCCCUGGCUGUCCAAAAGGCAGCAAAGGACACAGAACCCGGCCCUCUGUGAGGUGCCAGUACCACCCUCCCCACUGAGCAGAGCUGAAAAGACCCUGGUACAGGACAAGUUCCAGGCCUCUCCUCAUCUUCCACGGAAGGUGUUGGAGGUCCCCAUGGAACAGACUCCUGGACUCCACUCCUGGCCCACUGCCUCUUCGCUACAUCUGUCGGUCCCACCUAUGUACUGAGAAUCUUAAAGGGUCUUUUUAAUAAAAACAAACCUGGAGCCAGGUAUUGGGGUGAACACUGAAAGAUCAGAGAGACAGAACAAGCCACAUCCAACCUCAUCUUGCCAAUUCCUCAGCUGGUCUUGUUUCUUCAGACUGAAUGCCUCUGAGUUCUCAUCUGGAAUGAAUCUCAGCUGAACUGCUGCUAAAAAGCCUAAAAGCUUACCCAGGCUCUAGUUCCUGGUCCUCACGCCUUAUAUACCUUUCUGCUUCCUGCCAUCACUUCUGGGAUUAAAGGUGUGUGUCACCAUGCCUGGCUGUUUCCAGUGUGGCUUUGAACUCACAGAGAUCCAGACAGAUCUCUGCCUUUGGAAUGCUAGGAUUAAAGGUGUGUGUGCCACCAUUUUCUGGCCUCUAUAUCUAGUGGCUGUUCUGUUCUCUGACCCCAGAUAAGUUUAUUAGGGUGCA